This is a messenger RNA of Verruconis gallopava, 1784 nucleotides long. RefSeq lists its product as uncharacterized. Gene Ontology annotation, cellular component: cytoplasm; nucleus. The transcript is spliced from 2 exons. Bases 503 to 1750 code for a protein of 415 amino acids. Lineage: Eukaryota; Fungi; Ascomycota; Dothideomycetes; Venturiales; Sympoventuriaceae. The record is from RefSeq and is a predicted model, not a curated record.
GUGAAGCCGAGCGCGCAGGGAAACCGUCGCCGGCUCUGCAAUAAAGGCCUUUGGCACGGAUGGUCUGCGUCUGAAAAACGCUGCUCACGGCCGCUCACACCGGCCAGCCCGCCCUCGCUCUGAGCUCCAACAGUUGGUCUAUCAGACUCGGCGCAGCCAACGGGUUCUGCCCAGCUGGUUGGACGCGGCCGUAAGAGGAGAUGGUUGUGCCGUGAAGAUGCUCCAUUAUUUCCACGGGCCUGCGCGCCGCGAUCUCAGCAACCGCCUUUCAAGAUCUCUUGGCCACAUUGGCCCAGCUUCGUCGUCUUGCGCAGGCCAAUCAAUCUCUUCGCGGGCCAGCGGGCAAUCAUGCGCCGCCUGAACGACGACAUGGCCUGCAUGACAUGCUUGACCAGCCCUGCCAACGCCCGUGUCCGGAGCGCGUCAAGACCUUCUUCUGACCAGCCACGGCUAAACCGGUGGCCCUUCUACAGUAAAUCAUCCGUUGCAUGUUUUGAUGUGAAUGCUGCGCCCGCAAGCCCUUCGACAGCCCUUCCGGAUCUCGUUAUCGAUAGCGGCUUGCCCACCAUUCCUACUCACUGCAUCGCAAGCCCGAGUCGCGUUCGCGCAACGCCAACACAGUCUUCUCAGCGUACGCAAUUGCCACAUGUCCACCAUGCUCUCUUCGACAACCGGCGUCGAGCCUCUCCCCAAGCGGCCAAAGACAGACUCUGAAUCCCCCCUCAUAGGCACUCACAAUGGCCACUUCCACGCCGACGAGGCGUUGGCCGUCUUCAUGCUCCGCCUCCUACCCCAGUACGCUGCGUCACCUCUUGUGCGCACGCGCGACCCAGCCGUCCUGGCCCAGUGCCACACCGUGGUCGACGUCGGCGGCGAGUACGACCACGCCGCGCGCAGGUACGAUCACCACCAGCGCGGCUUCGAGGAGGUCUUCUCCCCCGAGCACGCAACCAAGCUGAGCUCCGCGGGGCUGGUCUACAAGCACUUCGGCAAGGACAUUAUCGCACAGCACACGAAGCUCGACCCUUCGUCCGAGGACGCGUCGCUGCUGUACACCAAAAUCUACGACGACCUGAUCGAGGCGUUCGACGCAAACGACAACGGUAUCUCCGCCUACGACACAGGGCUGCUGGCCAAGGCGGGCAUCCCCAAGCGCUUCGAGGACCGCGGCUUCUCCCUCGCCGCCGUCGUCAACAGGUACAACCACGCGUUCGAGCAGCCCGCCGAAGGCGACUCCAAGGAGGAGAUCCAGCGCAAGGAGGACGCGCGAUUUCAGCAGGCGUCCGCUUUCGUGGGCCAGCAGUUCGUCAUGGAGCUGGACGACAAGUUCCGCUCCUGGCUGCCCGCCCGCGCCGUCGUCAAGCAGGCCUUUGCGGAGCGCACCAAGUGGGACGAGCAAGGCCGCAUCAUGGUGCUGCCCCACAGAAAGGAGGGCCUGCCCUGGGCGGACCACCUGUACAAUCUGGAGCGCGAGGAGGGCAAGGGCAAGGACGCGGCCGUGCUGUACGUGCUGUUCCCGGAGGGCGGGGAAGAAGACGCAAAGUGGCGGAUUCGCGCCGUCAGCGUGGAGGGCGGCGGGUUCGACAACAGGAAAGACUUGCCCAACGCCUGGAAGGGCUUGCGUGACGACGAGCUGAGCAAGGUGUCUGGCAUCGACGGCUGCGUGUUUGUCCACGCAAGCGGCUUCAUCGGCGGGAACAAAACGUUCGACGGUGCCCUGGCCAUGGCAAGGCAAGCAGUGCUAACGUGAUCUCCUCCUCCUCCUCCUCCUCCUCCUCCUCCUC